This is a messenger RNA of Plasmodium gonderi, 8895 nucleotides long. RefSeq names its product SNF2 family N-terminal domain containing protein. The coding region runs from base 1 to 8895 and encodes 2964 amino acids. Lineage: Eukaryota; Apicomplexa; Aconoidasida; Haemosporida; Plasmodiidae. Gene Ontology annotation, molecular function: ATP binding; DNA binding; ATP-dependent chromatin remodeler activity. The transcript has a single exon. Gene Ontology annotation, cellular component: nucleus. The record is from RefSeq and is a predicted model, not a curated record.
AUGAGAAUAAGAAAAACAUGGUGUACAUUAUGUCGUGAAAAUUUUGAAGAUGGUGACGAAUGCAUCCAAUGCAAAGAGUGCAAAAAGAAGUUUCACAGGGAAUGCCUGCAAGCAGAAGGAUUAAUUGAUAAUGAGAUUUUGAGAGAUAUUAAAAACUAUUUGUGUUAUCAGUGUAUGAACGAGGAUGAUGAAAUUCCCGAAAAUGAAGACAGGUGUAAAAUAUGUCGUGAAAAAUCAUCAAAUUUAAUUUUAUUACUAUGUGAUGGAUGCCCAAAUAGCUAUCAUGUGACCUGUUUGGGUCUUCCAGCAGAACCAGAGACAGAAAAAUGGUUCUGUCCUGUGUGUAAACCUGAAGAACAUAAAAAUUUAGAUGUUAGAAGGAUGAGAAAAGGAUUUGCUAUUGAUAAUAUGAAUGGUGAUCAUGUUAACUCUUCAACAUGUUAUGUUUGCCAGAGACCGGGAAAAUUACUUGGAUGUGAUUUUUGUCCUAAUUCAUUUCACCCAACAUGCUUACCUGAUCUAGAUUUUGAUAAUAUAUCUGAUCAGUGGGAAUGCCCAUGUUGCAAAAAUGAAGAUCCUUUAUUAAACCAAGGACAUAAAAGAUGGACAAAGAAUGAAAUUCAGGAAAUCAUGAAAAAAAGACAAAGAGAGUUAACUUUUUGGAGAUCCAAAAUUAUAAAAUAUAGAAAUCGAUUUCUUUUAGCACACAGAAAAGAUUUACAACCAUUUGUGAAUCCCAGAGUAUUUUCAAAUCUUACAAAAACGUUUAAGAAUGAUUUUUAUAACUCUAGAAGUAAUCAUAGUAGUAGUAGUAAUGCUUAUGGCUCAAGCAGUGGAAAUAGAAAAGUCAACAAGCACAACAAUUCGGAUAGAAAUUAUUAUAGUAAUAAUUCUAGAAAAGAUGUAGAUAUGGAUUCUAAAGAAUUCGAUGAAUAUAUUUCUUCAUUAGAAGAUGAAGCUAACGAAAAUGCAUGCAAAUUUAUUGAAUCUGUAUUUUUAAGCGUUUAUUAUCCGAAUGGAAGGAAAAUUGAAAGAAGACCUUUGGUCGAUAAUGUACAUUUAAAACCACAUCAAGAGGAUGGUGUCGAAUGGUUAUUAAAAUCGUUCCUCACAGGAGGGGCUAUCUUAGCAGAUGAAAUGGGAUUAGGUAAAACAAUACAAACAUUAUGUUUUCUGUCGUAUUUAAAAUGUAGCAAAAUUGAUGGCCCACAUUUGAUCGUUGUUCCAUUAUCCACAGUUGGUAAUUGGUUAAGAGAAAUUCAUAGAUUUACACCGCACCUUACGUGUAUAAAAAUUUGCGGAUCGAAAAAUGAAAGAACACAUGCUAAGGAGGAUCGAUUGGCUGAAAAAGGGUUGUACGAUUUAUACGUAACUACAUAUGAAACGGUAAAAAAUGAAGAGGAAUUUUUUGUAGAAACGAUUCCCAAAUGGCAAUGCAUAGUGUUGGAUGAAGCUCACAGAAUUAAAAAUCAAAGUGGGGCAAUUAGACAUUCAAUGGAUAGAGUCGUUGGUAAUAUGCGACUGUUAUUAACAGGUACACCUCUUCAAAACAACUCAGCUGAGUUAUUUACUCUGAUUAAUUUUAUGUUUCCAGAUAUAUUUAAAAAUUCUGAAAUUAUUGAACAGGCUUUUAUGAACGCAUCACAAAACAAUGCUGCUAAUAGCAGUAACAAUAAUGGGAUUACAAAUAAUAACCAAAAAAAUAAUAACAGUAUGAAAAACAAAAAUAGUAAAGAUGAUAAAAAUAAUCUGAAUGGUGGUGGUAGUGUAGGAAGCGGAUCCAAACUUAAUGUAAAUAUUGGAAAUAUAGAUCUUAAAUCUGCUAUUAAAGAAGAAGACUUAAAAUCGAUAAGAUGCUUGUUAGAUAAGAUUAUGCUGAGAAGGCUAAAAGAACAAGCCAUAACUUUGCCUAGAAAAAUAUUUCAUGAUGUGUGGUUACCUUUAGGUACACUUUCAGCACAUUGGUAUAAAAGGUUAUUAGAUAUAAGAUCCAUGGUGGAAGAAAAAGUUAGCGUAAAAAAGUUACUUGGAUUAGUUAUAAAAAUGAGAAUUAUUUGUGGACAUCCAAAAGGAAUUGUUAGUCGUCCAUCCCAAAUGGAAAAGCUAUUUGCAUUUUUUGAAGAAGAAAGUGAAGAGAUUAAAGAGCAGGUCAAAAAUGAUGCCCUAAAAUUGAAGUAUAUAUCUGGAGAAGAACAUAUCGAAUCAUCAUCGAAACUUAUAUUUAUUGAUAAAUUACUAUGCCAAUUACAUUAUGAAAAUUGUAAAUAUGUUAAAAAUUAUUCAUCAAGCUUUGAAAAACAUAAGAAAGAAGUUGCUGCGUAUAGAUAUCAUAAAAUACAGGAACAAAAUAAUGCACAAAAAAAAAAAAGAGAAUAUUCUGGUAAAUUUAAAAAAAUUGAAGCAUUGGAAAGUAGCCCAUUAUUUAUGGAAAUUCUUAAUAAAGGAAAAUUCGAAUUAAAACCAACAUCAGAAAAUGAAGAUAUGCUUAAAAGUUUUAUGCACACCGUGGCGAUUGAUAAUGAAUGUCCUUAUAAGAAAAAGAGAUGCAUUUAUGAUAAGGUUCGAGAUUUUAUUAAAAACACGGUAGCUAAUCAUAAUAACAAAUCUCUAGGAAGGAAGGAAAAAUUUAUCAAGCACCACAAUCUCCAAUAUGAUUUGUCUCAUUAUGAUUAUCGAAACAGUACGGGUCAUUGUGGAGGGAACAACAAAAAUGGUUAUGAUGAAAAUGAUCUAUCCAAUCAGGAUGAGGAUGAGGAUGAGGAUGAAGAAGUGGAAGAAGUGGAAGAAGCGGAUGAAGCAGGGGGAGACAAGAAUAGUAAACCAAAAUCGAGGAAAAAAUGUAAAAGUGACGAAAGUUACGAAGAGGAAGAAAAUGACGAAGACGUUGAAGUUGACGAUGAGGAAGAAGAGGAAGAGCAGCACAAAAGAGGCAAGAAAAUUGGUAACCAUGAUGAUAAAGACAAUGAAGAAGAAGAAGAAGAAGAAGAGGAAUAUGACGAUCAUAAUGCCAAUGGUAAUGAGCACCAUAAUUCUAGUGUCAGUGACAUUGUAAGUGAUAAUGACGACCAUAAUUCUAAUGGCACUGACAUUGUGAGUGGUAAUGAUAAUAUCAGUGACAAUGAUGACAAGGACAAUCAUAAGGGUAACAUGAAGGAAAGCAACAACACUUUGUUCGAUAGCAAUGAGGAGCAGGAGGAAGAAGAGGUGAAUGAAGAAAAGGCGGACGAAGAACGGGCAGACGAAGAAAGGGCAAACGAAGGUGAUGAAAUCGAGAGGAGGGGGGAUAAUAAUAAAGAAAAAGAUAAGGAUGAGGAAAGCCAUUCUAAUGGUAUGAAGAAGGAACCGAUUGAUAGAAGCAAGAAGAUUAUAGAUCUUGGAAAUAACUGCAAAAUGAUGAACAUAAAGGAAUUCUUUAAAACACAGAAGAAAGAGUCAUCAGGCAGCCUGGACAAAUCAAACGAACACUCAACGAAAGUAUCCGACAAGGGAGAUUCCAGAAAAACAGAUCUGGAAGACAUGAAGAAGGAGGAAGAAGAUGAUGAUGAAGAGAUGGACGAAAAUUUAUGUCAGAUGAGCAGCAGGAUGGGUAGUGAAGAGAAGGAGAAGAAAGACGAGGAAGGAUCAGAAGAUGAAGCAAAGCACGAGGAAGAAGGUGAGGCAAAAGGUGGGCCUCACAAUGGAGUAAACAAGGAAACAAAUGGAAAUGAAGGGCAAAACGGAGAUUGUAGCGAGAAGUAUAAUAAAAAAAGUAGCGAAACUAGAAAUGAUGAGAAGGAGGAGAAUGAGAGUGAGAAUAAAUCGAAUAAGGGAGAAAUAAAAAUGCAUAAGGUACUAAUUUUCACUCAAUUUCAGUUAGUACUAGAUGAACUGGAAGAAUAUUGCAAAUAUAGAUGCUGGAAAUAUAUGAGAUUAGAUGGGUCAACUAACAAGCUGAUUAGAGAAUUAGAUAUUCGUGAAUUUAACUUAAGUGAUAGUAUAUACUUUAUUUAUUUAAUAAGCACAAGAGCAGGAGGUCUAGGAAUAAAUUUAACAGCAGCAAAUCAUGUAAUUAUGUAUGAUGAAGAUUGGAACCCAUUUAUUGAUCUUCAAGCUAUAGAUAGAGCCCAUAGAAUCGGUCAGAAGAGAGAAGUAAAUGUGUGGAAAUUAAUGACAGAAUGGACAGUAGAAGAAAGAAUGGCAUUUAGAAGAGAACAGAAAUUAAAAUUAGAUAAGUUAGUUGUUCAAACACAAGAUGAUGAAGACAUGUUGGAUAAUUUUGAAGAAAAAUUAUCAUCCGAUGAAAUAAGGAAACUAAUGUUACAUGGAAAAGCAGCUAUUCAAAAUAUGAAUGUAGAAAAUACUAAUAAUUCUUCCCUGGAGUUUUUUAUUGAGCGUGGAAGAAGAAAAUUGCCUAUUAUUAAUGGAGUAGAUUUGGAAAAGGAAGAAAAGACCACUAUAGAAGAAGAAGUAAAUAAUAAUAAUAAUGCAUUAGAAGGAGAUAGUAACAUUUGUAUAAGAAAGGGUAGAGGUCGUGGUAAUGUUGAUGAUAGUGAGGAAGAAGAAGAAGAAGAAGAUGAUGAUGAUAAUAAUAAUAAUAGAAGAAGGGAUCAUGAUGAAGAUGAAAAUGGUAUAGAUAUAGAUGAAAUCAUGAUGGAUGAAGCAGAGGAAUUAGAAAUGAGACACAACAAUAGUAACAAUAUGAAUGAUAAUAGUCCACUUUAUGGAGACGGGGGAGGAAGUGGUCAACUUUAUCUUAAUAGUAGUAGUUCCAAAUCGAAAAUUGGUCUUUUAAAAGAUAACAAUAAUGCAGAAAGUACAAACGGGUCAGUAGGAGGAGGUCGAGGUGGAGCCACAGGUGAAGGACACAAUACACAAAAUUCCAGCAAUGGUGGAAUUGUAGGAGGAGUUGGAACUGGUGGUGGAUCUGACACAACUUUGUGGAGAUCAGUAAGAGAAAGGAAAAAACCACAAAAUAUGUAUACUCCAGAAUAUUGGGGUAGAAAACAAGAAGUAAAGCAAAUAAAACAUGAAUAUAGAUGUUUCAUUUGUAAUAAUACAAAAAAUUAUAAAACAAUUGUUAAAGAUAGAAAUAAUAACGAUAUUGAAAUUGAUUAUGGAGACAUGAUUAACUGUUUUAGAUGUCCAAAGACAUAUCACAAAUUAUGUGAAGGAAUUAAAGACGAAAAUGUGAAAAAAACAUGGACAUGUAGUUGGCAUGAAUGUUGUUUAUGUUUUAGAAAAUCAUCUCAAUGUGGAAAUUUAUUAAUUCAUUGUGCUACAUGUCCAACUAGUUUUUGUUACAAUUGUUUUCCACCUGACUAUGUAAGAUAUUAUGUGGGUGAAGAAUAUUAUCAUAAUUUACGACAAAGAGGUGUUAAUUUUACGCCACAGAAUUGGGUUUGUUUCUUAUGCUCUAAAUGUAAAGCUGUAGAAGAACAGAAAAAACGAAGAAAAAUGACAAAAGAAGAGAGAGAAAAUGAAAAACAAUUACAAAAAGAAUUAAGAAGUCAAUUACAUGAUAGCAAACAGGAAGAAUUAGAAGCGAAAAAAAGAAAAAGAGCACAACAAAUGGAAAGAGAUAAAUUUAUAAUCGAAAAUAGAAAAAGAAUUGAUGCAUUGGAUCAAAAGUAUGAAUUACAACUGAGAAGUGCAUAUGAAAAUCUAUUUCCUCCAAAUUUUGUUAAAGAAUUAAUGAAUCGAAUUGAACAUGCAAAAUCAUUAAAACAAAAAGGAAUUGAAGAUGAAAUAAAUAAAGAACCAAAUAAAAAAAAAUCAACAACAUUUUUACAUACCAAAUUACCAAACAAACUUUUAGUCCUAUGUGAAAAUUGUAAAUUGCCAUGUCAUGCUAAUUAUAAAUAUCCAGGACAAUGCUGUUAUCCAUUGGAAUUAGAUAAAUCCUAUUUUUAUGCUAAUUCUUCUUUUAAUCAUUUAUCUAAUAAUAAAGAUCCAACAUCACCUUCAGGUUGCAGUAGUAAUGACAAAAAAAUAGGGACAAAUAAUAAAGAUCAAUCAUCAUCAUCUUUUUCAAGUGAUUUUAAGGAAAGGACUGAAAUAAAAUAUAAUAAUGAUGAAAAAAAAUUUUCAACCCAUGUUACAACCAAAGGUGAAGAAAACGAGGGAGAUGUAGAAAAAGGAUUAACACUAGUUGUCUCUACAUCUAAAGAUAUGAGCAGUUCUAACAAAGACACUAACAAGAGAGGUCUUGAUGUUAACCCGGAUAAUUCACUGCACAUAAAAAAUGCUGUAAAGAGUAUGAAAGUAAAAGAAAAAGUAGCUGCCCAUGCUGACGUGGAUGAAGCGAACGAUGCAGACGAGGCAGAUGAUGCUGAUGAUGAAAGAGAGAGAUGUGACAAACAAAGAACUGUACUGACAAGUCCGAGUGCGAAGAGUAGUCUCUAUGAUGGUAAUAACAGCUUUGGAAAAUCAAGUGACAAUUUUGUAAAUACAAAAAUGAUCAAAUUUGAAAGGGAUUACAAAGAAGAAGAAAAUUCCAUAAACAACAGCAGCAGCACAUGCUUCGCUAAAGACGGUAGAAGGAAUAACAAGGAAGAGGAAAAAAAUCUACAUGACAAAAUACAAAGCAGUAGAAAUGUCAGGCUUGUUGAUGAAAAACAAGAGAAAUACAAUGUUGAGAAUAAAUUUAAUCACAACGCAAACGAAAACGCAAAAAUGAUGAUUAUGAAUACAAUUUUGUCAUCUGAUAACAAUGGAAAUGACGUAAAGGGAGAGAAUAAUAAUGAGAACAUUGCUUUAAGUGGUGAUACACCAAAUAGUAACAAUGAUGCAAAUUCCAAGGGAAAAACGAGAAGAUUUUUAAGAGCCGUGUGCUCAAAAUGUGGCACAGUACAGUUAGGAAAAUUAGCUCAUUUUAGAAAACAUUGCGAUAAAUUAACAGAAGAAGAAAAAAAGGAAUAUGAAGAUAAAAGAGAAAAAUUAAAGCAACUUAUCGAUUUGUUAAAUAAAAAAAAUAUACAAGAUGAACAUACACAAGAGGAAUAUAAGAAUAUGUCAGUUUUUAAAUUCAAAAGUUUGUAUAAUAACUUUCAGGAUAGGGCAGAUGACAUUUUGGAAGAAUGUAUCAGGGAGAUGAAAUGGGAUAUGUUAAUAUCAUCCAAAAAAAAAGUUCCAAAGAAAGAGAAAGAAUUUAAAAGGAAUAAUAACAGUAAUAGUAAUAUAAAUGGUGGUGGUAACAAUAACGCUGGAGGAAAUAUGGAUGAUGACAAAAAUGAGGAUAACCAAAAUAGGAGCUAUAGUGCAAUGUCCAGGUCGAGACCAAAUAUAGCCCAACUAUUGUUUAGACAUCCAUUAAUUAUGAAUUCAAAUGGUGCAAAUACAAAAGAUAUCAUAGAAAUAAAAAGUGAUAUAACAGAUGAAAUGAGAGAAAUAAUGAAUAAUGAAAUGUCAUCCAUUACUGGAAAAAGAAGAAAAUGUGUUAAGAGUAAUAAUACCGUUAAAAAAAUAAAAAGGAAAAAAAUGAAUGAAAAUAAUAUGGAAGAUUUGUCAAACAUUAGUAACACGCAGAAUGAAAAUAAUAAUGACAACAUGAAAAAAUUGAAUUAUCUUCUAAAUCCAUUUCAUGAAAAAUUAAUUAAGGAUAUACAUAAUGCUAACUUUAUUAGAGAUUCAUUUAAUGAUGAUUUUUUACUCAAGGCAAAAGAAUUUCUAAGGGUUACAAAAAAAAAAUUAAUUAACAACUCCUUUACAGAAUGUGCUGGGGGUUCUUCUUCUACCUUCACUGGGGUAGGAAAUACAGAUCCAUUAAGCUGUGUUGAUAAAAAUAGAAAAUUAAAUCAAAGUGAUAUAGAAAAAUCUAUCAUUCAAAAUUACUUAAAUAAGAUGAAAAAUUCUCUAAAAAAUAGUAUAUACUUGGAAAAAAAUACCCCUUCUAAUGAUAAUAACCUUAUGACUAACUUAGGAUAUGCAAAAUCGCGUAUAAAUACCAGUGCAAGUCAUGAAAAUAAAAUAAACAUUAAUUCCGAUAUGUAUAAAAAUACCCUUGAAAAAGGUAGCACCACCAAGUAUUGCAUAUUUUCAAAUAAAGGAUCCUCAACUAUUACUAAUCCUGGUAUUAAAGAUUUGGCCUCAGACUCCCCUUCACCUAGUAUGAAGAAAAUGGAAAAAAUAGAAAAUUUUAAUAAUAGAAAUAUUCGCAAUAGCAACAACAGUAGUAGUAACAACUACUCCAUGAAUGAUUUUAAUGUUGAUAUAUUCAAUAUUGAUAAAAAUAUAAAAUGUGAAGAUAUAGAGAAAAAGUUAUUAAACUUAUGUGCCAAUACAAAUUUAAUGAAAAAAAAAAUUUUCAAACCUGAUAAAAAUGAACAGAAUGUGGAGAGAAAUACGCCUCAAAAUGUUGAUGCUAGAACUAAUUUUCAUAUUAAAAAAAAUGAACCUCCCUGUGAACGAGUCCAUUCCAGUACUGUAGAUUACAAUGUCGAUUAUGAUAUUAAAAAAAUAACUAAUUCUUCAGAAGCCUGUGGAAGUAAUAAGGUCCAAGAGUACAUACUCUAUCGAAGGAAAAAACCAAGUAACAGUUCCAGUGAUAUGGGAGAAAAAAUUACGACAAGCACGAAAAAUGCUAGUGGGGAUAGGAACAACACUUCUGUUGACAAAACUGCUACCAUUACAAAGAGUGCAAGCAAUUCGAAAAACAUUGGCCAAAUGAAAAUAUCAAGUACCAUAACGAAUAAGAGUAAUGAUAAAAAUAGACAUAGCAAUAACAUGGGAAAGUCAUACGAUGAUUGUAUUAUCAGUCGAAGUAAUUCGAAUAAACCUGAUCCACAAGCAAGUAUCAACAAAAUGGGUUUAAGCAAUAAUGAUAACAUUUUGCAGCAUCUAAAUUUAGAUGAUGUGAAAAACUUUUUAAUGAGUGCAGAGAGGAGCAAAAAUGAUAAUAUUCCACCCGAAAUUAACUAA